AUGAUGAAGACACCCUCACAGUUCGAUUCUGGCGAAGCACCCUGGGAGCGCCUAGAAAGCCCAGUAUACUCAGUUGCUAUAUCCAACUGUCAAGAUACUGGUGGCUAUCACACUUUCAGGGAGGACAUUGAGUACUGGGGUCCCAGGACUAGCAUGUCGAUCUGCUCAUUAGCUGGUAUAGCCUGGGUCAAAGAACGGGUGAAAUUGAAACAGCCUGAUUUUCAAGCCACUGCAAAUGAUUUCACACAAAAUGUGGCACGGAUGCUAAAGCUGGAGAAACAACCGACAAAGCGCCGGAAAGAGGAGCCUGGGUUUGAUGACGCCCUCAGAUUCACCAAGGCCUUCUUUGAAGAAACUCCUGAAGCAGCCCUGGGAAUAGUUCAGCGUUCAUGUUUCGAAUCGAGACUCCGUUCAUUUUACAAAAGCUCAAAAAAUGAGGAUAACUUUUCGUGGUUCGCAAUGCGAAACAUCAUCUUCGCUUAUGGAUGUCGAGUGGUAUCGUCCAAGACAGCGUCUUAUUCCGAAGCUCAGCAAGAGUCCUGGUCAUAUUUCGAGAACGCGCUUUCUGUACAUACAGAAAUUCUUUGUUUUCGGACUUCGGUGAUGGGCGCACAGGCAUUGACCCUAAUGGCUUACUUUGCGGAAGCUGUGUCAUGCCGAAUGGUACAAUACAUACUCGUUGCGACUGCAUAUCGACUUGCAUGUGGGCAAGGAUUACAUACCCGGCCAUCGCCAUCCUGGAAGCUACCUGAAGGGGAGAAAUCGCUACGGCAAAGCGUGUUCUGGGCUAUCUAUUGUCUCGACAAACAAAUUUCUUGCCGUUCAGGUCGACCUUCGAUCAUCGAUGAUGAAGAAAUUAAUUGUAAUUUACCCAAUCCCAACGGAACAGAUGGCUCGGUAAGCAUGAGAUAUAUUCAGGCAUAUAUCAAAAUUAGUCACCUGUCCUCCAUUACACGGAAGAUGCUCUCCAAAGCAGCAGGGUGUCGCCAGGCCCCGCAAGAACUAGUUGACAAUGUGCUUAAACUUGACGUGAAGCUGGAAGAUUUGCGCAUAAAUCUACAGAAUCAGUGUCAAAUUGACCUCCCAAUGAAGUUGACGGAGCUUCCGGCUGGCCUUGAUAUGCGGCAAGCUAUAUCAUUACAAUUUUUGUAUUACAACCUGGUUUGGGAUAUUCAUACAACCCUAGCACAUCCCUGGUUUCGCGACAUCAUCGGAUUGGAGCGAUAUUCUGAAUUCCAAUCCCAAAUUGUCAACUCCUGCGCAAUUGUCGCAGAGACAUCGAGAGCCGUUAUAUUAGACUGUCGGUUGAUCCAAAUCGACGCAAGUUGUCCUAUGUCGGUGGCCUACUAUUCUCCCUUAUAUGCUGUAGUGAACCUAUUCAUUGGCAUCCUGCACGAUCCUUCCCUGGGUUCUUCCAGGACGGAUCUCUACUUGAUGGACGUUGCCACCGGAUAUUUUGCCCGGCUCGAAUACUCUACAGAUUCGCAGUGGUCAGUGCCGCUGGUGAAAGACGUUGCAAUUCUCGCUCGCAGCGCAGUGGAGACUCCCAUCGGAGCUCCCAGUCACAUUCACUCUGAUGUAGAGAAUCUGCCAACUGCCAAUUCUUCAUUUUCUAGCCCGGAGCCAAUGAGUGAGCCUGCAACUGACGGAAAUGGAAUUACCAGAGAUGUGAGGACACCUUCAACUCAAAAUACGACAGUUGCUGAUUCUAAUCAAUAUCUAGUGGCAAAAUUGGAAUCCGAAUGA
Molecule: messenger RNA, 1746 nt
Organism: Exophiala aquamarina CBS 119918
Lineage: Eukaryota; Fungi; Ascomycota; Eurotiomycetes; Chaetothyriales; Herpotrichiellaceae
Exons: 4
Coding region: 1-1746 (581 amino acids)
Biological process (GO): DNA-templated transcription
Molecular function (GO): zinc ion binding; DNA binding
Source: RefSeq, a predicted model, not a curated record